Messenger RNA from Vicia villosa (hairy vetch), 641 nucleotides. RefSeq names its product cytochrome b5. The transcript is spliced from 3 exons. Bases 135 to 554 code for a protein of 139 amino acids. Gene Ontology annotation, molecular function: heme binding. NCBI's taxonomy places the organism in Eukaryota, Viridiplantae, Streptophyta, Magnoliopsida, Fabales, Fabaceae. Gene Ontology annotation, cellular component: membrane; intracellular membrane-bounded organelle. The record is from RefSeq and is a predicted model, not a curated record.
AACUUGUGCGCUUUUUAUUCCAACCAACACGGAACUAUUCUCUCCACAUUUCUUUUCUUUUCUUCUUUACAAGAUAGAACGAAUAAUCUGUGACUUAAUAAUCCCUGCUUGACAUUGUGUGACAAAGAAAAUCAAUGGCUUCAACCAAAACUUUUGCUUUUGAUGAAGUUUCCAAACACAACAACAGAAAAGAUUGCUGGAUUAUGAUCCAUGGAAAGGUGUAUGAUGUGACCCCUUUUUUGGAUGAUCAUCCAGGUGGUGAUGAAUCUUUAAUUUCAUCAACAGGAAAGGAUGCUACUGUUGAUUUUGAAGAUGUAGGUCACAGUGACUCUGCAAUAGAUAUGAUGCACAAAUACUGUAUUGGGAUGGUUGACACGUCGAACAGCGCUCCGACUGAAGUUAAGCCCAAUCCGCCUACGCAAGCACGCAACGAUCGUGAUCAAUCAUCCGGAUUUGUUUCAAAGGCAUUGCAAUUUCUGUUGCCAUUAUUGAUAUUGGCCUUUGCAUUUGCUAUGCAGCAGUAUGGAAAAAAGAAACAAGUCAGCGACGCGUAAAAUAUGAACUUGAGGCAAACAUUGUUUUGUGUAUCAAUCGAAUUCCUUACUCUAGCCAACACCAUACUAGCUGAUCAUUUAGAUUCA